GCAGUCCGGUAUUUGGAUACAAUAAAAUACAGAGGUAUAAAAAUAAAGGCAAAGGUAAAAACACAGAAUAGGACAAGGACACUUAGAAAACACAAGAAACAUAGGUGGAUAAGGUGCAGUGGUAGGGUGAUGGUAGUGUUGUAAAUAAACAGUAUAUAGUAGUAGUAUAGUAUGUAAUAUAAUAGUAGUAUAGCAUAUAAUAUGAUAUUGCGGUUGUUGCUCGGAGAAGCAGUAGAGACAGUAGAGAGGCCAACAGAGGUGUUGAGGUUGGAGUUGAACCUAUUGAAAAACAAGUUCAGCUCGUUAGCACGUUGUUCAUCCCCCUCCGCUGCUCCCCCACCUCUCCUCUGGAUGCCAGUGAUCUCUCUCAUCCCUCUCCAGAUGUCCCUGGUGUUGUUUUCUUCCAGUUUGUGCUCCAGUUUCCUCCUGUAGUUGUCCUUGUUCUCCCUGAUGCUGCGUUUGAGCUCCCUUUGUACUCUUUUGAGUUCUGCUCGGUCCUGUGAUCUAAAGGCCCUCUUCUUCUUGUUGAGAAGGGCCUUCAGGUCGCUGGUUACCCAUGGUUUGUUGUUUGGGUAGCAGUGGACCUAUUUAGUGGGGAUGGUGUUGUCAAUGCAGAACCCAAUGUACUCAGAGACACAGUCAGUCAUGCCAUCAAUGUCCUCACCAUGUGGCUCAUAAAGAACAUCCCAGUCUGUGGCCUCCAGCGCUCCACGCAGUGUAUCCAUGGCCUCAGGAGACAAUUUCCUCACUGUCCUCACUGCUACUGAGUGCCACUUAACCACAGGCUUAUAUGAUGGCAAGAGCUGUACGCAUCCUUAACAUUUGCGUACAGCAGAUCCAAAGUCUUAUUGUCACUGGUGGCACAGUUGACAAACUGGAAGAAGGUUGGGACUGUGGAUUAUAGAGAGACACAUGGUUAAAGUCACCUGUGAUGAUUAUGAAGGCCCCAGGCUGUGAGUUUGUAGUCCCGCAGUCACAGUGUGGAUGACGUCACACGCUGCUUCUGCGUUUCCAGAUGGAGGGAUGUAAACAGUGAUGGCGAUGACACUGGUAAACUCCCUCGACAAAUAAUAUGGACGAAGUCCGACAGCGAUGAGCUAGAUGUCCGGGCAACAGACCCGCUCUUUAACAGAGACGUGCCCGGGGUGACACCACCUGUUGUUUACGAGCACGGCAAGGCCCCCUCCUGUCUUCUUGCCGGUCGUGGUGGUGUCUCUGUCGGCUCGAACGGGAGCCGGGGAUGGCGACGUUGGAGUCCGGUAUCUGCUCAUGCAGCCACAUUUCCGUGAAGCACAUUAUACUGGACUGUCUGUACUCCCUCUGUGUCCUGACGAGCGCUUCCAGUUCGUCCACUUUAUUCGCCAGCGACCUCACGUUUCCAGUGAUAACUGCAGGGACGAAGGGCUUAAACUUUCUCUUCUCCAUUCUUCGUUUCACCCCCGCACUGCAGCCUCGCCGUCUCCUCUUUAGCUCCUCCGGAAUGGUGGGUCUCUCUCCGGCCAACAUCGUGGUGCUGCUGGUAUGCUGCUCUCAGGCUUCUCAUUUUUAUGGCACAGUGAUGACCUACUACCCAAAUGAUACUAGCUCAGAUGGAUCUGUCACGGUGAUAAUUCGUUACAAGAUAACCUUACACUCUUGUGAUUCAAUAUCAUUGACCUGUCUCAGUGGGAAUUGUGGGAAUGAGAGUGUGGUGGUGGUGAAGACCGUCAACAUGGAAAACAGUGAACCGUGGUGUCAGAUGGAGGGAAUCUCAACUCGACAGCUCUCCAGUAAUGCUCCAUUUCAGCUGGGGUUAAAUGGUGGCAACUGGAUAAAUAAUAUCAAAAAUGGCAUCCAAUCAUGGAGAGCUGUGACUGUGGUGGAACUGAGAAACAGGUCAGACACCAGACAAGCGAACAGAUCCCCUCAGACAACCAUCCUGCCACUCUUGAGAGUUCCCUCAAACUGUCCAAGAGAUUUCAACCUGUUGGCAUUUGACUCUGAUGGGGAUGUAGUUAGAUGCAGAUAUGGAAACACAACACUGUCAGAGUGUAACCCCUGCACACCACCGUCUGUCCUCACCCUGCUAUCAUCUUGUACUCUGUCAUUCAAGAACACCAGUAGCAGUAACGAAGGUGUGUAUGCGGUGCAGCUGGUGAUGGAGGACUAUCCCAGACAGACGAUCAACCUGGCUGAAACCAAGGGGACAUUAACGACAUUAACUACCAACGACAUCAUCAGCCAAAUACCUGUCCAAUUUGUUUUGAGAGUGGAUCCUGCUGUGUCAUCCUGUGAAGAAGGAAUCUUUCUGCCUAGGUUUUUGCCUCCAACUCCAGCCAACAGAGCUCAGCUCUACGCAACUGUUAAUCAGUGGCUGAACAUCAGCAUCAGUGCAGAGGCAAAUAACUCCACGAUCACAGAGCUGCUGUUCAGUGGGCCAUACAACGUAAUCCAGAAUACAUCAGGAACAGGGCAAUUCACCCUGAGAUGGAUGCCAUCUGAGAACGAAGCAGGAAGAAGCUUCCCCAUCUGUUUUGUCAUUCAGGCAGUUUCCAAUCUCACAAAGUAUCACUCUGGGCUUCGGUGCAUCAUUGUGACUGUUGGAAACUCACCUGUCUCUAAGAUAAUUGUAGUUCUGAAAGUAAAGAUCUCCUCUUCAGUGCCACUGACUGAGAAUAACUUCAGUGAUAUUGGUGCACAGCUUAAAGCUCGCCUGGAGAGACUAGGACUGCCAUCAAACAUCACCAUAGCGCCGCUGAGGAGUGCCACAGUGAAGCAGUGACUCCUGGUGGUUAAUCCUGAAAAUACAAGAGAUGCCCCUUUGAGAAAUGUACAAGUAACUACGUCAAAUCUCCAGUUAAAUUAUUCUUCAUAUGCCAUCCAUGUUCACGAUUACUGGAAAACGUAGUGUCAUAUUUCUUGUGUUGGUUGUGCCUAAAAAAUUACCAAUUUCCAUCGUGCAGUUGCAGAGUCUUUAAAACUUUGUCAUGUCUUUAAAUGAAGAGAUUUGCACAUUCCUGUCUAAUGUAUCCCUAAUACAAAUUCUGCUUGGUUUUGUGUAUCAUUAUUGUUAUUAUGGUUGAAAUUGCCCCUUGGGGAUAAAUAAAGACUGUGAUUGUGAAGGCUC
Mugil cephalus (flathead mullet) is the source of this 3106-nucleotide messenger RNA. RefSeq lists its product as uncharacterized. The coding region runs from base 1241 to 2761 and encodes 506 amino acids. NCBI's taxonomy places the organism in Eukaryota, Metazoa, Chordata, Actinopteri, Mugiliformes, Mugilidae. The record is from RefSeq and is a predicted model, not a curated record. The transcript has 12 exons.